CGCAAGCUCGUGCCGAACGAGAGGAGAGCUUUCCUAGUGCGAUUGGUGGGGUGCUUUUAUAUGUUGCUUGUAUCAGUGUGUGUUGAAAAGAGAGAGAGAGAGAGAGAAAGAAAGAGAAAGAGAGAGAGAGAGAAAGAGAUAGGAAGAUAUAUACGCGUAUAUACAUCUUUCCCUCUUCAUCUUUACCACCUCGUUUUACCUCCCUCUUUCGAGUAGCCCGCGCUCAACGUUACGUUUCAUUUCGUUUCCUCGAGAUACUCUAGCAUAGAUAUCUCCACUUCCUCAUCUUCACUUCGUCAUCAUCACCUUAUUAACUAGCUUUUCCGUUGCCGUCAUCAUACGGCGGCUACAUAAAUAUAGAUUACGCGCAUUGAAAGAGUACGUAUUUCCGGCAUCCAAAUAGGUGCGAGGUAAUCUAUACGAUAUCAUGCCGGAAAAGAUGAGCGAUCAAGAGGAUUUGGAAUACUGCAUAAUGUUCCCGUCCUUUCCACCAUCGCCGAAGGAUCCAACGACGUUGACUUCUUCGACGAAUAAUGGACAGGAUCAUAAGGAGGAAUUCGUCUUCGUUUAUGAAGAGGACAAACGGCCACUUGUCGUUUUACUUGGAUGGGCUGGCUGUCAAGACAGAUAUUUGGCUAAAUACAGUGCUAUCUAUAAGGAAAAGAGUUGCAUCACUCUUCGUUACACGGCACCGAUGGAAUGUCUAUUUGGACGAAGGAAUAAAAUGCCUUAUAUAGGCAAACGAUUAUUACAGGUGAUCGCUAAAAACAGUCUGAACGAUCAUCCGAUAUUCUUUCAUAUAUUCAGCAAUGGUGGAGCUUUGCUUUAUCAACACAUCAGUAUCGCGAUGCAACAAAUGGAUUCACCGAUACAAUCGCAAGUGAAGGGUGUGAUCUUUGACAGUGCACCAGGUGAAAGAAGAGUUACGUCUCUGUUCAAAGCUAUCAGUGCUAUCAUCGGUGGACAUCCUCUGACGAAUAUACCGAUGUCCUUCUUCAUUACAAUCUUCCUAUCAAUGUUCUGGUUCUUUGAGGUGAUCGCUCAUGCACUUGGACGAGGUUUCACCAUUCAAUCUAAUCCAUUCGCACUGAUGGAAGAAUCCUAUUCUUGGCCGCAACUCUUUCUUUACUCGAACACCGACACAUUGAUUCCAGCUGCCGACGUUGAAAAAUUCGCAAGCCGACGCGCAGAACGCGGUGUACGUGUACAACUUGUCCUCUUUACAAAUUCACCCCAUGUAAAACAUUAUGCAAUGUACCGUGAGGUCUACGUAAAUACGGUUUGCAGUUUCAUCAAUGAGUGCUUGCAAUCCGGCAACCCGUCCAAGAGAUUUGAGAAGGCAACAACUCAUGAAGAUGAACGAAUCGAAUCUGACGUUUACGACGCCCAACCAGGCCUGACGAAACGCGUCGUUUUGCCUAGCGAGGCAACGAAAUAUCAAAAUUAGAAAAUCCGCGAAGAACGAACCGUACGAAAGAAGAAAAAAAAAAAAAAAAAGAAAAAAAGAAAUGGAAAAAAGAAAGAAUGGUUUUUAGCAAAAGUACCUUUGCAUUAUCGCGCGCGAUGAAAAUAUUUCCUUGCAGUUAUUUCUUAACGAACGGAGAUCGAAAAUCUAUUAAAGUUAAUGAUCAAUUUUUAUUGAUAUAUUUAAUUAUUGAUUUAUUCUUUUUUGUAUUUAUUUAUUUUCUUUUUUUAUUUAUUUAUUUAAUUCUUUCUAGUUAAGCCAAUCAACAACGACGCGUACAAGUGAUGAUCAUUUUCCUUUUUCUUAUUUUUCUUUUUUCUCUUUUUUUUUUUUUGUUUACCAAACAAAGAAGAAAGAAAAAAGAAACAAAAAAUAUAAUAAAAUAUCAAAGUUCUAUUUCUUCGAGGAGAACUCUUUUCAUAGACGAAAAAAGAGAUAAGAGGGGAGAAAAAAAUAAAAAAAAGAAUGAUCUCCUUCGAUUUUCAGCUCCGUUCGUUAAUAACAAACGCGCGCUACCUCCAAUGCUUCAAUUUCUUCCCUUUAUACAUCUUCCAUUACGAUUUUUCCGUAAAGCGAAUAAAGUAAGUGCGUGUCAAAGGUGCCUCGGCUGAAUUGUAAGUACAUAGAAAGGAUACAUAUGUACACAACAAUACAAGACGAACCCCAUUAAAAAAAAAAAAAGAAAAUAUAAUUCUCGCAGGAAAACGUACUUCCCCGCCGUAUAGUGAGUUUGUAAUGACUCUAGUCGCACUUUGCUGCUAACUUAACGAUCAACAUAAUAUAAUAAUAAUUAUCAUUAUUAUUUUAACAAUAUUGAAAAGGAGAGAGAGAAAGAGAUUUAAAUGACCUACGUGUGAGAGAGAGAGAGAGAGAGAGGGAGAGAGAGAAAGAGAGAGAGAAAAAACGUGCUAUAGAAAAUGUUAAAAAAAAAAAAAAAUAAAAAGAGAAAAAAAAGCAAAAGAAUUAAGAGGAUCACCCGAACGGCUCUGAAUGUCUAUUUUUUCAAACGCAAUUGUGAAAAGAGAGCAAGGAUCCUAUAUUAUUAUUAUCAUUAUUAUUAAUAUUAUGAUCAUUAUUAUUAAUAUUAUGAUUAUUAUUGUUAUUAUCAUUAUUAUUAUUAUUAUUAUUAUUAAUAUUAUUAUUAAUAUUAUAAAUAUUAUUAUCAUCAUCGUCAAAUUUGAUGAUUAUCACAAAACGUGAGUGAUAACUCAUGAAUUAGUCAAACUUGGUUCGAUGAGAAAUCGCACAAAGUAUUAUAAUAUAUAAUAUAAAGUUA
Messenger RNA from Vespa crabro (European hornet), 2741 nucleotides. Its product is annotated as transmembrane protein 53. The transcript is spliced from 5 exons. NCBI's taxonomy places the organism in Eukaryota, Metazoa, Arthropoda, Insecta, Hymenoptera, Vespidae. Bases 428 to 1447 code for a protein of 339 amino acids. The record is from RefSeq and is a predicted model, not a curated record.